AUGGAUAGGAAUACCUUUGGGCGUCUUUUUCGUAUUCUCCAUGAUCGGGUAGGCCUAAUAGACCAGAAACAAGUGACUGUUGAAGAACAAGUGGCUAUGUUCCUGUGUGUGCUAGCUCAUCACAAAAAAUCCCGCAUAGUUGGUCACAAUUUCAUGCGAUCAUCUCAAAUCGUCUCCAAAUAUAUACACACUGUACUCUAUGGAGUUCUCACGCUGCACAACCUUUUUUUGGUGAAGCCCAUCCCAAUAGAUGAGGCUUGCACUGAUCGUAGAUGGAAAUGGUUCAAGGGUUGCUUACUUGCUUUAGAUGGUACUUACAUCAAUGUUCGUGUCCCAAUUGGUGACGUUCCCCGGUACGGUAAUCGAAAAGGUCACAUCACCACCAAUACACUAGCUGUUUGUGACCCCCAGCUCAGAUUCACUUACCUUCUUCCUGGCUGGGAAGGCUCGGCAGCCGAUUCAAGGAUUUUAAGGGAUGCUAUCAGCAGACCCUUAGGUCUGAAAGUACCCAAAGGAUGCUACUAUCUCUGUGAUAGUGCAUACCCAAAUGCUGAAGGUUUCUUGACACCGUACAAAGGUGUCCGCUACCAUCUUAAGGAAUGGGGGGUCGGAAGGAAAGCACCCCAAACACCGGAAGAGCUCUUCAACCUUAGACACUCCAAGGCGAGGAAUGUCAUCGAAAGAUCAUUCGCAGUGCUGAAGAUGCGAUGGGGAAUCCUCAGGUCAGCAAGUUUUUAUCCGAUAGAUGUUCAAACUGGGCUCAUAAUCGCAUGCUUUCUUCUACACAAUUAUAUACGAAGUCAAAUGGUAGUUGAUCCCGUCGAGGCUGAGCUGGUUAAUGAGGCUGAUAUUGAUGAUGAAACUGCCAACGAUCCUUUGUUAUGUGGUGAUAAUAUCAGUAGCGUGGAACCAUCGGCAUUAUGGACACAAAAAAGGGAUGAUCUUGCAAGGGAAAUGUGGGGCGCCAGAAAUAAUGUCCAAGUUCGAGUGCCUAUGUUAAGCUUUGUGAUAUUUAUUAAUAUCGACACAUUAUUCUUUUCAGUGUUGGUUCUGUUGUGUUAA
Molecule: messenger RNA, 1062 nt
Organism: Salvia splendens (bonfire salvia)
Lineage: Eukaryota; Viridiplantae; Streptophyta; Magnoliopsida; Lamiales; Lamiaceae
Product: protein ALP1-like
Exons: 3
Coding region: 1-1062 (353 amino acids)
Source: RefSeq, a predicted model, not a curated record